AUGGGCGAUGCUGCUGCUGCUCUGCAAGUACCAUCUCCUCAUCCAGACGACUCAGACGACUGGUCAGACAUCAGCGAAACUGAAAACAAACGAAGAACGGCCCGUGCUCGUAGGCGUCGGCAGCAGGAGCACAACCCUCGCCGUUCGGUCCAGAAGCCUACGGCGCCAACAAGUCCAGAGACCUCCAAGCCGCCACAACUCGAGUUUGGACGUUGCACUGAUCGACCACGCUUGACAUCUCCAAGAUCGCUGAUCACUCUAGCCCUCCACAAGCACAACGAUCAUGCUUCGUCAGACCGGCCGCAGAUUAGACAGGCGACAAGCGCAACUGGGAGUAUGACGCCUCGAGACGAUUCGACAGCACGGCGCAACUCCUUCUCGGGUGCUGAUAGGACCACGCACCACGAUGGUAUUUGUGCCCUAUCCUCCUGCCCGAUCUCCAACGUUGCCGGCAAAGUGCUGACAAAGUGGGAGGUCCACGACAGCGUGAUAGAGCACGAGCAAGGUAGGGGAUUGGCGAAGGAGAUUCUUUUCGAAAAACACUCUUCUCGUACCCAGAAAGUCACAUACAACCGGCACCAGGCGCUGAAGCAGGUACCUUACGAUCUUCAUCCCAGAGUGUGGUAG
Molecule: messenger RNA, 627 nt
Organism: Lithohypha guttulata
Lineage: Eukaryota; Fungi; Ascomycota; Eurotiomycetes; Chaetothyriales; Trichomeriaceae
Exons: 1
Coding region: 1-627 (208 amino acids)
Source: RefSeq, a predicted model, not a curated record